AUGACCACCGGCCGCGGCCACCGCGUUUCGCCGGCGGUUGCGGCGGCGCCGCUGGAGGACGACAACGUCCUCAGCGAGGUCCUCGUCCGCCUCUCCCCGGAGCUAUCCUCCCUCCCGCUCGCAUCGCUUGUCUGCAAGCCGUGGGGUCGCCUCGCCGCCUCCGCCUCCUUCCGGCGCCGCUGGCGCGACCACCACGGGAGACCCCCGGUCCUAGGCGUCUUCGAUAAGCACCUGACCUCUCUCAAGUUCAUCCCUGCAGUCCGCAGCAUCCCCGCGGAGCGCUUCUCCAUCCAGGUCUGCACCGGGUGGGACACCUGGCGCGUGCUCGGGUGCCGCCAGGGCCGCGUCCUCAUCAUGAACUGGACGCUGCGCGAGUUCCUCAUCUGCGACCCUAUCUCCGGUGACUGCCACCGCGUGUCAUUCCCACCGGAUCUGGUCGACGGCGGGCAAAGCGCCAACGGAGCUCUGCUCUCCGACGGCGAGCAGCUGGUCCUGGUAGAUGAGGCCCGCGCCAGAGUUGAGGCCCGCGUCUACUCCUUUGCGACCGGCACAUGGGGAGACAUCAUCUCCACUGCUGAGCCAUGUCAUCUUACCAGUGUCCCCGUCACCGUGGUCGGCAGCCGCCUCUACUGUUGGCUGACAAAGCCUCCGUAUAGCUUUCUAGAGUUAAAUCUGGAAAGCCAGAGCCUAGCUCUGAUUACAAGCCCUCCCCGUGCGAAUAUCAGCACCUGCAACAGCCAGAUCAUCCCAGGGGAGGAUGGCACUGUUGGCCUCACCAUAUUGUUGUACCCUACCAUCGAAAUGUGGAACCGCAACAUCGAUUCUCACGGUGUUGCGACAUGGGUGCUGCGCAAGACCGUUGUCAUGGACAACUUCGUUGAUCUGACAUCUUCGUGGGCGGCUUGGGACUCACUACUUAUCGGGUAUGCCGAGGAUGCUAAUGCGAUUCUUAUAUCAGUGUUCAAAGGGACGUGCAUCCGUGUCUUUACAGUCCAACUUGAGACAAUGCAAUGCAACAGGCUUCAUGGACACCUUCUCCAAAAUUUCUAUUAUCCAUUCGCCAGUUUCUAUAACGCAGGCCCAUCGGCGCGACGAAUUCUUGCUCCUGUGAACAAUGAUGGGGAUGCUGGUGGAGCAGAAGCGUAA
Triticum turgidum subsp. durum (durum wheat) is the source of this 1146-nucleotide messenger RNA. The record is from the annotation of a GenBank genome assembly. Lineage: Eukaryota; Viridiplantae; Streptophyta; Magnoliopsida; Poales; Poaceae.